Aplosporella prunicola CBS 121167 is the source of this 804-nucleotide messenger RNA. RefSeq lists its product as uncharacterized. Gene Ontology annotation, cellular component: mediator complex; core mediator complex. The record is from RefSeq and is a predicted model, not a curated record. Gene Ontology annotation, biological process: regulation of transcription by RNA polymerase II. The coding region runs from base 1 to 804 and encodes 267 amino acids. Lineage: Eukaryota; Fungi; Ascomycota; Dothideomycetes; Botryosphaeriales; Aplosporellaceae. The transcript is spliced from 2 exons. Gene Ontology annotation, molecular function: transcription coregulator activity.
AUGGCGGACGAAAAUCAGGACAACAUACUCAGCGCGACCUUUCCCGCGCCUCCGCCUUUCUACAAGCACUUCACCCCCGAGAACCGCGCACGCCUAAAAGAGCUCCAAGAUGCCGCAAAAGCCAAAGGCACGUCCGCUGGAGAAGAAUCCCAGCAAUCCGAAGGCGAUGCGAUCAAGUUGCCGGAUCUACCAGCCGAAUUGCGCUACCUUGUUCCCCCGGAACCGCCAACGUCUGGGAAAUACCGGAGCUUCGGCGAUCACUACGAUAUAAAUGAGCCCCUCCCAUCCCUGAAGGAUAUGGGCAUCGAGCAACUCUACCCGUCGGCGCCCGAAACCGAAACGCCCGCAUCACCCUCCUCCGGCGCAGGCACGCAAUCGCAAUGGACGCAUGACCGGGCCUUCUACCUGAAGAAGAUGACACAGUCACUACUCCUCAAUUUCCUGGAGUUUGUCGGUGUCCUCUCUAUCAACCCCGGGCUCUGGCAUGACAAGUUUCAGGACAUUGAGACGCUGCUGCUGAAUUGCCACCACUUGAUUAACGAAUAUCGACCGCACCAGGCGCGAGCGACCUUGAUUACCAUGAUGGAGGAUCAGCUGAACAAGAAGAGGGAGGAAGUCGAGGGCGUUCGGAGGAUGAGGGAAAAGAUCGAGGGUGUAUUGGCAGGGCUGGAACGCGAGGCUGUGGAGGCAGGAGAGGUGUCACUGGAUCAGAAACAGGAAGAGAUGGUCGAUGCGGAGGAGCUCCGGAGAAAGGAACAGAGGGCUGUGUUGCGCGCCUUGGACGAAGAGUUGGCGUUUGAUUGA